UGUCCUGUAGUGUAAAUGUCGCCCAGAGUGUUGGACAACAAAUCCACUGAGCAGUUCUGAACGUGAAGCUUUUAGGUCAGGUUUAAAACUGAAAUCCUUGCAGAGAAGACGUGAGAUCUGAAAAUCAGCCUUGUGUUACUUCACAGUUGUUUAGUUAAUCAUCAUGCAGAGUGACAUGAAGACGCCCUUGUUGGCUGGUUCCUCAUCUGAUGCCUCAAAGCCCCUGCCUCGCUGCCCGGGAGGCCCUGUGAUUGGCAUUAUUGGCUCUGGAGACUUCUCCCGGUCCCUUGCGAUCCGGCUGGUGGCCUGUGGUUUUAGGGUGGUGGUGGGCAGCCGUGACCCACACCGUAUUCCCAGGGGUAUGUUUCCUGACGGGGUGGAGCUGCGAUCACAGAGGGAGGCGGUGGACGGUGCAGAGAGGGUGGUGUUCGUUGCAGUCUACCCAGAGCACUACUACACCCUGGUGGGGCUUAGGGAGCUGCUGGCUGGGAAGGUGCUGGUGGAUGUCAGCAAUGCCACCAGGCUGAAUAGUGGAGAGCAGUCACAUGCAGAGAGGCUGGCUGAGCUGUUCCCAGAGAGCAGGGUGGUCAAGGGCUUCAAUGUCAUCUCAGCUUGGGCGCUUCAGGCUGGAGCCUAUGAUGGAAGCAGGCAGGUCCUGGUCUGCAGUGACUGCUCCCACUCUAAAGCCUUGGUGCUCCAGCUGGCUCGUUGUCUUGGCUUCAGCCCUGUGGAUCUGGGGGGUCUGUGUGGAUCCAGAGACAUUGAGGAAGCCCCGCUCAUCCUCUUCCCUUCCUGGGGAGGCCCCAUCUUGGCCGUGUUCCUUCUCUUCCUCUUCUUCUAUGGAUACAGCUUCGUGAGGCACAUCCUGCUGCCCUACCUCGAUCGAGGAGAGAACAACUUCCACCAGCUACCACUAGUGACGGUGAAUGAGACUCUGCCGGCGGUUGCCCUGGUUACACUGGCUCUCGUCUAUCUUCCAGGUCUUGUGGCAGCUGUCCUCCAGCUGGGCAGGGGAACCAAAUAUAAGAGGUUUCCAGGUUGGUUAGACCGUUGGCUGUGCAGGCGGAAGCAGCUCGGCCUGCUGAGCUUCCUCUGCACUCUCCUCCACGCUGUGUACAGUAUGUGUCUGACGCUGCGGAGGGCUGCAGGGUACACACUGCUCAAUGCAGCUUACCAGCAGGUGAAAGCUGGUGUUGAAAAGUCCUGGGUGGAGUCACAGGUGUGGAGGUCUGACCUCUACCUGUCCUGUGGGAUUCUGGGAUUUGGAGUCCUCAGUCUGCUGGCUGUUACCUCUCUGCCCUCUGUUGGAAACACCCUCAGUUGGAGGGAGUUUACAUUUGUUCAGUCAGGACUUGGUUACGUUGCCUUAACUCUCUCCAUCAUGCACACUCUCUUCUUUGGCUGGGACUUUGCCUUCUUCCCUGGGGCCUACCCUUAUUACCUGCCUCCAGUCUACCUGCUGGCCCUCAUUCUGCCCUGCGUAGUCCUGGUGGGACGGCUCCUCUUGGCUCUGCCGUGCCUGACGUCAAGACUGGCAAAGAUCCGCAGGGGCUGGGAGAGCGAGAGACACCGCCCCCCCCAAUAACCAGCCAUGGUCAAAUGAAGCGGAUCCUCCUCAAAACUUUGGUGAUGUCUAGUGUUCAGGAGGGAAACAAAUCUAGACAGAUGUUUCUUAUCUCUCUGUGCGAGUCUGAAUUCUGUCAGCUCUGGACUUUGAAAGGCUUUAACUGGACUUUCCUUCAUGACUGCCACCUUUUUCCUCUACACUAACAAGAAGAGAUGCAGAGAGGGGGGAGAGACGGAGUGGAGCAGUGAUCUAACUUGUCCAUGAUCCUGCUAUUACCUUCAUUUAGCUGGAAUGUUUUGAAAAGCAAUAUUUUUAAGAAAAUUCAUUUUUAGAAAAAUUUAUUGCAGUUGAUAACAGAGUCAGACAAAUAGCAUUACUGUUCCGCCAUGUCAGAGACAGCAGAGACAGGAUCUACUCAGGGGACUCACUCACACGUGACAUGUGGUCUGGCAAGUUAACUUAAGCCUGUACAUGGAUUCAACGAGCUGCAUGAUGAAUCUGCCUAAAAAUGCAGUUAUCAUUAUCAGUUAAUCUGUAGAUUAUUUUCUGAAUUGUUUCAAUGUUUAGUCUUAACUCUAAGCAACAUCUUCAGAUGUCUGUUUUGUUUGACCAGCAUUCCAAAGAAAUGCGCUUUACUGUCAGAGGUGACAAAGAAAACCAGGAACAAAGCUGAAACCAGAGAAUAUUUGUUUUAUAUUUUAUGCUUAAAAUUUUUUUAAAUGAUUAUCAGAAUUGUAUUG
Messenger RNA from Seriola dumerili (greater amberjack), 2307 nucleotides. It is a transcript of the gene steap3, whose product is annotated as metalloreductase STEAP3-like. The record is from RefSeq and is a predicted model, not a curated record. Gene Ontology annotation, biological process: copper ion import. Gene Ontology annotation, molecular function: ferric-chelate reductase (NADPH) activity; cupric reductase (NADH) activity. NCBI's taxonomy places the organism in Eukaryota, Metazoa, Chordata, Actinopteri, Carangiformes, Carangidae. Gene Ontology annotation, cellular component: plasma membrane; endosome. The transcript is spliced from 6 exons. Bases 164 to 1585 code for a protein of 473 amino acids.